Molecule: messenger RNA, 453 nt
Organism: Emiliania huxleyi CCMP1516
Lineage: Eukaryota; Haptophyta; Isochrysidales; Noelaerhabdaceae
Exons: 1
Cellular component (GO): cytoplasm
Source: RefSeq, a predicted model, not a curated record
AUGAGGUGCCACUACGAGGUGCUCGGCGUCGAGCGGGACGCGGACGACGACGCGCUCAAAAAGGCGUACCGCAAGCUGGCGCUCAAGUGGCACCCCGACAAGAACCAGGACCAGAUCGAGCUCGCCACCGAGACCUUCAAGCAGAUCCAGUCCGCCUACGCGGUGCUCUCGGAUAAGCACGAGCGCGCAUGGUACGACGACCACCGCGAGGCCAUCCUGCGCGGCGCCGGCGGCGGCUCCGCGGGCGGCGGCGACGAGGACGACGACGGCGGCUUUGACCUGUGGGCGUACUUCUCGUCGUCCGCCUACUCGGGCUUCGGCGACGACGAGCGUGGCUUCUACGCGGCGUACAGCCGCGUGUUCGAGGCCGUCGACAAGGCGGAGCGCGACAGCGGCGCCAAGGGCAAGCCGCCGGCUCCGGAGCUCGGCCGGUCGGACGCCGCGUGGAGCGAG